Rotaria socialis is the source of this 1801-nucleotide messenger RNA. The record is from the annotation of a GenBank genome assembly. Lineage: Eukaryota; Metazoa; Rotifera; Eurotatoria; Philodinida; Philodinidae.
GCUACACGUUGCACUUUCAUAAACCCUUUUUUCGUUUAUUAUUCUACGGUUUUUUUUUACAGUGUAGUACACGUCGUUGUGGUUGCCACAGUAGUUGAACUAUGAUUGCUUGGUGAGGUUUUCGUACUAUUUAGAGCUAGGACAAAAAUACGAAGUGCCGUGGCUACAACAAUGGCUGCGUCGAGAAUAACAAAAAAUACUAAUCAACGAACAUGGACACUUUACUAUGUUUUGUCAAAUUUACUGAUGAAGGUGAAUUUAAAUGAGAAGUUUGUGAAAUUUUCAAGGCAUUGGUAGAANCUUGAUUAAAAUAUGAUUUUUGUUUCAAGGCACAUCCUGAACAAACAAAGGGCACUGAAAAAUCCGUUUUGAACUAAAGCUAACUUUUGUUUGGAUUAUAUUUUUUACUGAUGAUGGUGAAUUUAAAUGAGAAGUUUGUGAUAUUUUCAAGGCAUUGGUAGAAAAUGCAGAUUGAUCGGUCGUGAAUAUCAGGUUUUUGCCAAUCUGUGUCACUUGAGAAAUAAAAGGAACUUUUCGUCGGUGUCUACCUAGCCUUGACACCUGAGAAACUAACGUAGAUCGAUGCUUGCCCAGUGUCGAUAAAACUAACAAAUGAAUUGAAUUUUUAUUUCUUUUCUCUCGCUUUCAGAGUAUGCGUGAAGCUUUUUGAAUGAUAAAGUUCUGUAGUAUAGUACCUAGUAUUUUAAUUGAAUUUUCGCGCAUUUGCAUUACAACGUAGGGAUGUUGAUGAAGCAAAGCAAUCAAUUUUUAUUUCUGUUUCACCAAUUCACUGCAUUAUGUAAAAGAGUAUGUGCAGAUUUGAAACUAAUAUUUUAUUGCAAAUUGUUUUUCAUUUGCUGAUCAAUAAAGUGAAAUUCGAUGCCGAUAAAAUUCGUGAUCGGAACUAUUGUUUGUUGAACGAGAUAUGAAUCUAAGAAAAUGUGAAUUACUGUAGUCACCAUCCUCAUAGAUCAAGCGAAAAAAAUGUAAAAUUUAAAUAAAAUUUUUACGAUUAAUAUGAAAUCUAUCAUUAACAACUAAUAAUAGUAUUUACUGCGUGUAAAUAUUUGCAAUACGAAAAGAAAAAUAAUCAAUGUAUCUUUACACGAGAUAGAAGAUAAAGAAGCAUUUGAGUCAACAGAAGGGCUAAAUGUAACUCGAGAAUUUAUAGCAUAUAUUGAAAAUAAAUAUGAAUACUGUCGAAUUGAUCAACCGGUUUUUGGCUGUCAUUCAACUAGAUAUUUUACCUAAGACUCGAGACUGUAUUACGCGAGGCAAUGGUACCUUUGGCGCAGCUAUUCUUAAAAAGUCAGACCUUUCACUUAUUAUUGCCGAAGUCAACAAUGUAGUAGAUAAUCCCAUGUGGCAUGGCGAAGUCAAUGUUAUUAAAAAGCUCUGGGAAACGAACGAUCGAUCUAAUAUACCCGACCCUAAAGAUUGUAUCUUUCUUAGUACACACGAGCCUUGCUCACUUUGUCUUUCAGCGAUAACUUGGUCUGGCUAUGAUAAUUUCUACUAUCUCUUCAGUUACGAAGAUAGCCGUGAUCGGUUUAAUAUGCCAUAUGAUAUUCAAAUUUUAAAAGAAGUUUUUGGAAAUGGUGAAGACAAUCGUCCAUUUUAUAAUCGUAAAAAUGAAUUCUGGAACAGUUACAAUAUUCAGGAGAUGAUCAAAGAUCUCGAUGUAAGUGAUCAUGAUCGACAAACGUUGCUGAAUCGUAUGAAUGAUAUAAUCGACCAGUAUACUGUACUAUCAGACACUUAUGAGGCAAACACAAGCAAACCAGUAGUUUACAAGUUUUGA